Molecule: messenger RNA, 1096 nt
Organism: Ilex paraguariensis (yerba mate)
Lineage: Eukaryota; Viridiplantae; Streptophyta; Magnoliopsida; Aquifoliales; Aquifoliaceae
Source: the annotation of a GenBank genome assembly
AUUGCAGAGAGAUUUUUAUUUAACACGUAUCUGCUAAAAUCAGGAGGCGACACCGUUGAGAGGACUAGCUUCUCUAACGUGGCCCAAGAAUAACAAAACACAUCGACACCUUUCUUAUCCACUACCACCACACCAAGCAAAGUCUGCAACUUUUAAGACGACUCCACUACGCUCCUGCUCUCUCCUCUCGCUCCACCACCAGCACCAAUGGAAGCUCCUUCGUUACAAACCCUACUACGAUUCCCACUUACCUUCAGAUCUCCCUGCCAAAUGGGCAAUGAGAAAUCCAAGGUUGCCGUGGCUAAGAGCUUGGGUGUCGGAUUUCCAUCCCUUACAGUCAAAAGGGUGCUAAGGAGGUCUUUUUUGCAGUUCCUGGGUUUCAAUCCCAUCUUACUAAAUGUUAACACAGUAGUAGUAGCAGCACCAAUGCAGGAGAUGAAUGAACCUGAAGUAAUCAGGACCCAGAAGCUUGCUAGUGGAGUGAGGAUUCAAGAGAUUAUUGAAGGGGAAGGUCUAGAGGCUCGUGAAGGAGAUCUGGUUGAAGUUAACUAUGUAUGCCGAAGGUCAAAUGGAUAUUUUGUUCAUAGUACUGUCGAUCAAUUCACCGGAGAAAGUGCCCCUGUUAUACUUCCUGUGGAUGACAAACAGAUAAUAAGGGGUCUUAAAGAGGUAUUGAUUGGCAUGAAGGUUGGAGUUCUUAUCAAUUACGUUCAGGGAAGAGAAGAGCAUUGGUACCUCCUUCUUCGGGAUAUGUUAACGAGAAACUAAGACCAAUUCCUGAUGAGUUUGGCCCUCGACGUAGCCUUUUGUCUCAUGCAAGCGAGCCAUUGAUAUUUGAAGUGCAGCUGUUGAAAGUUUUUUGACAAUUCUGUGUUUCUCAAUCAUAGUCUACCUUGUACUUUAUACCUUCAAUGUCGAUGAAUACUUGGGCAAUUGUCAUUGUAUUUAAAUACGAAUUUCCAUGUUUUGUUUAAAUUACAUAUUUCCUAGUGUUAUAAAACACAGAACCUUAAACUUUUGGGUAGGAAAUGUUUGACGAGGGGCAGCAUAUGAGGAAUCUUCUCCUUUUCUUUAAAUAAAUAGGGUUCCAUGUAUA